Molecule: messenger RNA, 2579 nt
Organism: Cyprinodon variegatus (sheepshead minnow)
Lineage: Eukaryota; Metazoa; Chordata; Actinopteri; Cyprinodontiformes; Cyprinodontidae
Gene: maptb
Product: microtubule-associated protein tau-like
Exons: 11
Coding region: 71-1699 (542 amino acids)
Biological process (GO): microtubule cytoskeleton organization; neuron projection development
Cellular component (GO): neuron projection
Molecular function (GO): microtubule binding
Source: RefSeq, a predicted model, not a curated record
GGCAGCAGGGUGGAGCAGCAGACGGACCGCAGCAGCAGCAGCAGCAGCAGCAGCAGCAUCAGGAGGAAGGAUGAUGGAUGGAGAUUCUGCCCCAGUCAAAGAUGGCCCCGCCCCGGAGGGGCAAAGCAUGAGGGGAGAACUAGAAUCUGCCGGAGUUCUGGAGAAACUCCCGAACGGAAGCGCAGGGCAGCAGGAGGAGGAAGGAGGAGAGAGAAGGAAGGACAGACAGGAGGAGGAAGAGGAGGAGGGGAGGAGGAACUACUCCUCUGCACCUCUCUCUGGAGAUCCUGUAGGAACCGGUCAGGAUGAAAAUACAAACAGUCAUGAACAGGUAGACGAGGUGAAGAAAGAAGAGAGAGAAGAAAUGACCCACAGUGAGGAGGAGGAGGAGAUUAAGGAGCAGCUUCCUUCCUCCACCAGUAUUUCUCCUACCCAACAGGAGGAACAAGUCCAAGAAAAGGAAGACAUCAUAGAGGAGCAGGGUGGAAGGACCGGAGAGGAGGGUUCCUGCUCCUCUCCAGCAUCUCCUCCACGUGAAGCAAGAGUCGACAACAAUGACGAGACAACGGAAGAGAAAUUGGAAGGUGAGGAGGUGCCUUUAGCCGAGGAGAUCCAGGAGGAGUCUACAGAGAUCUCAGAUCUCCAAAAGAAUACCUCCUCCCAUCAACAACCUCCAGCAGAGGGAAACCAUCUAGCUCAUCCUUCAGAGGAGAACCUGAUCGGGUCCGAGGCGCACUGUAACCAUAAAACUAGCACCUUACUGGACCCAGAACCUCCUGCAGAGAAGAACCCAGAUGCUUCUACACAGGAGAACCACUCCGAUCCUCUCCUGGCUCACCAGGAGCUCCCAGCCAACAAAACUCCCGCUGCUCCUGCCUCUAAAACCAGAGCGCCCCCUGCAGGUGCAAGACAAAGACACAAAGAAAACUCCCCCUCUGCUCCUCUUAGAAGAUCAGGCGCUCCUCCUCCCCUCAAAGGUAAAGCGGCGGUGAAGGAGACAGCUGAUGAAGCUGGGGAGGUCUCCAGGGCAGCAGGGGGCAGCAGAGCCGCAAAGAUGAUCUCAGGCAAGAGCACAGAGUCCGUCGAUGGCGUCAACAGUCCAGGAAGUCGCUCCCCUGCCAGCAGAUCGUCCACCCCCAACAGAGAUGUGAAAAAGGUGGCAGUGGUCCGAACACCCCCCAGAUCUCCUGGUUCCACUCGUGGCCGGACACCUCCCCUCACCUCCCACCCAAUGCCUGACCUCAGCGGCGUCAAAUCUAAAAUUGGAUCCACGGAGAAUCUGAAGCACUCACCUGGAGGGGGCAAGGUUCACAUUGUCAACAAGAAGCUUGAUCUGAGCAACGUGUCAUCAAAGUGUGGGUCUAAGGAGAACCUUCACCACAAGCCAGGUGGAGGGAAAGUGGAGAUCAAGUCUGAGAAGGUGGAUUUUAAAACUGUUCAGUCCAAAGUGGGUUCCCUGGAAAACGUCACCCACGUUCCAGGAGGAGGGAAGAAGAAGAUCGAGAGCCACAAGCUGACGUUCAGAGAGAGCGCCAAGGCUAGAACUGACCAUGGUGCUGAAAUCAUCAUUCAGGAAGAUUCUUCCCCUCGUCGCCUUAGCAACACUUCCUCCCAUGGAAGCCUUAACACUACUGAAGCUCCUCCCCUCGAUACCCUGGCCGACCAGGUGUCUGCAUCCCUCGCCAAACAAGGCCUGUGAUGGAUCCAGCUCCGUGCCUGCAAAUCCCGCCCUCUUUGUUACCAAGGAAACCAACAGACCAGAAAGAAAAUAUUUCUUCCUUCUUCAUCUCAUAAAGUUAAACUGUGAUUGGAGAGAUGUUGUGAUUCAGAGUUAGUCAGCCACGAAAGUCUCAGGAGGACAGGAACCAAUCAUGCUCGUGCCGAGUCCGGUUCUUUCAGAGCAGCUUAUGCCAACCCUACAGGAACCUGGUUUCCUUCGCCAGGCCUGGGAAGUUCAGGUGAUCAGCAAUUUCCCCGAGUGAAUCUAUUUUAUCUUUCUGGCUAGCGCAGGUUCUGGUUCAUUCACCUCUUUAGAAACUCCUGCUUCAUCCAUCACCCAGAAGGAAGUGUUGGUUUGAUGUCAUGAUGCAAACCCCAGGUGACCCGUAGAGGCGGUAGGUGGACUAAAUGUUUGAGGGAAUUGAACAAGUAAGACCUUAAGCAGAGUCAUAAAGAUGAUGAAGGGGAAAUUAUGAUUUUUAAAUAAAUCCGUGAAAAAAAGGGAGACAUUUGGAUAUAAAUCAGGUUGACGUGAAACAAUUAGCGCAUGAGCGCCCCCUACUAUCCAGUCCCAGCUGAGCUCUGGAUCAGCUAAUUCUGUUAGUUUAGAUGAAGGAAUGACUAAAAGAUCUUGCUUGGAGAAAAAUAGAAUCAGAGCAGCUUUAGGAUAAAAAGAAAACAAAACAUGGUGCUCAUUUUUAACAGAAUAAAUUUAGUUUCCCAUGAAAUAAACCAGAGCAGCUGUCCCAGAAACCAUAAGAAAUCCAGGGUUGAUCUUAGGCACCGAUUUUAACAGAUCAUAUUUUAGCUUCUUCAGUAUCAGUGGAGGCCAAGUGGAUCCUGUGAUUGGAGGCCAAGUG